Messenger RNA from Vombatus ursinus (common wombat), 6873 nucleotides. It is a transcript of the gene ATXN1, whose product is annotated as ataxin 1. The coding region runs from base 925 to 3345 and encodes 806 amino acids. Gene Ontology annotation, molecular function: RNA binding; protein binding. The transcript is spliced from 8 exons. Gene Ontology annotation, cellular component: nucleus. NCBI's taxonomy places the organism in Eukaryota, Metazoa, Chordata, Mammalia, Diprotodontia, Vombatidae. The record is from RefSeq and is a predicted model, not a curated record. Gene Ontology annotation, biological process: negative regulation of transcription by RNA polymerase II; nervous system development.
AACAGUGUAUACCGCAGACAUCAUUUCUACUACAGUGGCAGAGACGUCCAGGACCUGUUUCACUGCAGGGGGAUAAAAAACAAGCCCUGUGGAUCAGCAACAGCAGCAGCAAGCAGCAACAGCCGCCGCAAGACAUUGUUUCUCUCCCUCUGCCCCCCUUCCCCAAGCAACCCCAGAUCCAUUUACACUUUACACUGCAUCACAAGGCAAGCCAGAAGGGUGGUCCAUUCAAACUUUGGAUUUAUUCAUGGUCUUUGUACAGCAGCCCCUUCUCCCAUCAUCACUACUGGGAAGUGUACUAUAAAUCAGCAUAUUGGAGCACAAUGAAAGAGUUUAUUCCCAGGCCUCAGGAGAAGUUCAGCUGCACCCAGUGAGAAAGAGAGCAAGAGUAGACAGAGGGCUGCAUGAAUGGUCUUGAAACAUACGUGAUUUUAGACUUGGGCAGUCAAUAUUUAUUGAAUUUCCCUUCUGCCACUGCUUUGUACUCAAGCAGCAUCUGCCUGAAAAGACCUUCCAGGGAGAAAGAAUUCACUGGUGAUGCUCCCACCCUCUUCAUCGUGAUGAAAGCCCAUCAUACAGUUUUCCAAAGAAGUUAGACCUGUUUCUUGGUGAAGAGAAGGCAAAGUGCUUUUUCCAUAAGGGUUUUCUCACUUUCUUAUGAAAGAGAAAAGGAACCUGAGCCUAUGAGCAAUCCAGCAAUUUCUGAAAAAUCUCCGUGGUGAAAAAUAAGCCAGGACAACCUGCAAAAGAACAUAGUGAAUGUUAAUCCCGAGCAGCUGUUGGAAGAUUGUGCUCAUAGGGAGAUGAUUCCUCAUGAAGUCUCUGGAUCCCCUUCAGAAAUCAAAUGCGACUUUCCAUUUACCAGACUGAAACCAUAACUAGCCAGACAGUGAAGCAGUCACAGUGGAGGGGGGACGGAGAAAAAUGAAAUCCAACCAAGAACGGAGCAAUGAAUGCUUGCCUCCCAAAAAGCGUGAGAUUCCCGCCACUAGCCGGCCAUCGGAGGAGAAACCAGUGGUCGUGCCAAACGACAACCACAGGGCCGAGAGCUUGACAUGGCUCCCCAGCACUCAGAGUGGACAAGGCAGCAUGGGUGGGAGGCCUGGGCCUGGGGGGACCCCGGCAGUAGAGCUUGGUUUACAGCAGGGAAUAGGUUUACACAAAUCACUGUCCACAGGGAUGGAUUAUUCUCCACCCAGUGCCCCCAGGUCUGUUCCAGCCACGACCACUCUCCCUGCGGUGUACCCUCCCCCACAGUCAGGGACCCCGGUGUCCCCUGUGCAGUACACACACUUGCCGCACACUUUCCAGUUCAUUGGGUCUUCCCAGUAUAGUGGGCCCUAUGCUGGCUUCAUCCCCUCCCAGCUGAUCUCCCCUCCAGCCAAUCCUGCCACCAGCGGAGUGGCCUCUGCUGCUGUGGCCACCACUCCAUCACAGCGCUCCCACCUGGAGGCCUAUUCCACUCUGCUAGCCAACGUGGGCAGCUUGAGCCAGCAGCCAGGGCACAAGGUUGAGCAGCAACAGCAUUUGAUCAGGACUCCAGGGCUUAUCACGGCAGGGUCCCCACCACCCACACAGCAGAACCAAUACGUCCAUAUUUCCAGCUCUCCCCAAAGUGCUGGGCGUACCAUGUCCCCUCCAGCCAUCCCAGUCCACCUGCAUCCCCAUCAGACGAUGAUCCCACACACACUUACCCUGGGGCCUUCCUCCCAGGUGGUGGUGCAAUACACAGACUCUGGUGGUCAUUUUGUUCCCCGGGAAUCCACCAAGAAGGCUGAGAGCAGCAGGCUACAACAGGCCAUACAGGCCAAGGAGAUGCUGAAUGGUGAGAUGGAGAAGAGCCGGAGAUACGGUGUCCCCUCCUCUGCAGACCUGGGCCUCAUGAAGGCAAGCGGGAAGACGGCCUCUCACCACUAUGAAACCAGACACGUUGUGGUCCACUCAAGCCCUGCUGACUAUAGCACCCGUGAUUCAUCGGGGGCGCGGGCCUCUGUGAUGGUCCUACCCGACAGCAACACACCCACCGCAGACAUGGAAGUCCAGCAGGUCACACACCGAGAGGCCUCCCCAUCCACCCUCAAUGACAAGAGCAGCCUCCACUUAGGGAAGCCCAGCCACCGGUCAUACGCUCUGUCCCCACAGCAGGCUCUGGGCCCUGAGGGUGUGAAGGCCGCCGUGGCCACGCUGUCACCACACACUGUCAUCCAGACCACCCACAGUGCUUCGGACCCCCUCCCCGUUGGACUUCCAGCCUUCUAUGCAGGGACUCAGCCACCCGUCAUUGGCUACCUGAGCAGCCAACAGCAAGCAAUCGGUUACGCCGGCAACCUGCCGCAGCAUCUGGUGAUCCCUGGGACCCAGCCUCUGCUCAUUCCCGUGGGCGGCGCCGACAUGGAGCCAUCCGGGGUAGCCCCUGCGAUCGUCACUUCAUCUCCCCAGUUUGCAGCAGUGCCUCAUACAUUUGUCACUACCACCAUUCCCAAGAGUGAGAAUUUCAGCGCAGAAUCCCUGGCCACUCAGGCAGCCUACCCAGCCAUGGUGCAGGCCCAGAUCCACCUCCCCGUGGUCCAGUCCAUUGCAUCUUCCGCAGCCGUUCCCCCUACGCUGCCCCCGUACUUCAUGAAAGGGUCGAUCAUCCAGUUGGCCAACGGAGAGCUGAAGAAGGUUGAGGACCUGAAAACAGAAGACUUCAUCCAGAGCGCUGAGAUUAGCAACGACCUGAAAAUAGACUCUAGCACCAUAGAAAGGAUUGAAGACAGCCCUACCCCAGGCAUUGCAGUCAUCCAGUUUGCAGUGGGAGAACAUCGAGCACAGGUCAGCGUUGAAGUCUUGGUAGAAUAUCCUUUUUUUGUAUUUGGACAAGGUUGGUCAUCCUGCUGCCCUGAGAGAACCAGCCAGCUCUUUGAUUUGCCAUGUUCCAAACUCUCAGUCGGGGAUGUCUGCAUCUCGCUCACCCUCAAAAACCUGAAGAAUGGCUCUGUUAAAAAGGGCCAGCCCAUGGAUUCAGCCAGCAUCUUGCUGAAGCACUCAAAGAAUGACAGUCUAGUAGGAAGUAGACACAGGUAUGCUGAGCAGGAAAAUGGGAUUAAUCAGGGAACUUCACAGAUGCUAGCAGAGAAUGGUGAACUCAAGUUUCCAGACAAAAUAGGAUUGCCUGCAGCACCCUUGCUCACCAAAACAGAACCCAGCAAGCCCGUGGCGACGAGGAAGAGGAGGUGGUCUGCGCCUGAAACACGGAAACUAGAGAAAUCAGACGAGGAGCCGCCUUUGACCCUUCCCAAACCUUCUUUUAUUCCUCAGGAGGUUAAGAUUUGCAUUGAAGGUCGAUCUAACGUAGGCAAGUAAAGGCGCUUUGGGGGAAAGGAAAUUAGGCUCUCCCUUGUCAUUUUUAUCCAGAUUACUGUACUGUAGGCUAAAUAACCCAGUAUUUACAUGUUAUCAUCUUAUUUUAGGUUUAUGUUAUAACCUUGUUGUUAUAGUUGCAGCUGGUGUUAUGCAGGAGACUGGUGCAUAUGUUUUUUUCCACAAGCGUUUGUCAGUGAUUAGGUUGGUGGGAGCUAAGGCAGGGGCUGUCUAGGCUCCACACAUAUAUUGAAUGGAAACGAACACGGCGUCCUGGCUCCUGCCUUUUUUCUGACAGUGCAGAAACACCUGGUGUCCAGCUGACUUCUGCUGAUUCUUUCUCAUGAGGCCACAGAAAGGGAAUUGGAAUGGAAGAAUCAGAGUGAGUGAGUGAGUGGGUGUGUGUAUAUGUGUGUGUGUGUGUGUGUGUGUGUGCACGCACGCAAGUAUGGAUGCAGAUGUAAGUGGUUCUCUCUUUCUGCCUCUCUCUGUCUCUCUCACUCACAGCAUGAGAUUACAGCUCCAUCGCAAUUGUCAUUAUGAAGUCCUCACACACAAAAUCAACAUUAGGAACCCAGCUUUAAGGCAUCUUCAAGAGGCAUCAGGCAGGAAGCAAAUAGUUUAAAAUCACAUUUCUCUUCAACUUAUUUUACAAUGAAAAUGGCUUUUAAUCCAAUAAAUAUAUAUCUAUAUAUAAACAUAUAUUUUCCCCCAUGGGGCCUGACUGCACUGAUAUUUUUCAUAGAGUAACUGCCACACGCGGAUUCCAUUUCUGCUUUGCUAAUGACAUUGCAAGGGUGUAACUUCAGAAAAAAAAAAAUCUCGUCCCCCUCUUGCUUUGCUUUGUUGAGGUUGGGUUGGGUUUUCUCCUAGGGGAAAUGGAGAAAGGGAUAGUGAUACACCCUGUAGAGCUGCCAGCUAAGACCUACUCUCAGUUUCCAUGCAGUGUUAGAAAAGCAGACUGGGUUUUUCCAUGGACAUUUGCUUCUAAGAGGUAGAUAUGUCCUGCCCCCUCACAGAAUGCAAACCAAAUCUGUUUGCACUUCAGUUGGCAAAUUUUUUGUCUUUUUGACUCUAGUACUGUUUAUAGUUCAUGAUUAUGGACAACCUGGUGCCACUCUUUCAGAUUUCAGUGUGACACAUAAAACGGUAUGUGGAAAAUGAACAGAAUGUCUUUAAGCACCUAAAAUGCUAUUCACACUUUAUUCCUGAGCAUCUUGGUCUAUCACUCAACUAGUACUGUAUCUCACUUUUCAUCUGUUUGGGAAGAAAAGCAAACACACAGGGAAAUUAUUUUCCCAUCCCUCCCUGCCCCCAACACUGUCAACUCUAGUACAGUUAGGGAGAGUUUCUGGUGAGCAAGAUGUUGAAAGUUUUUAUAUGGUUUAAAGGGAUGAAUGUGAAUCAUGAACCAGUAUGUGACAGUAAAUGUCCACCAUGGGCAACUUGAAAGGAGGCACUUUUAAACUCUGAUGCUUGAGAAAGAAUAAAAUGUGGAGCUGACCGAAAAUCAGAGAAAAUGAGAGAAAAGGGAUAGAGGAAAAAAAUACUCAUUUUUGUCCAGUGUUUUUUUAAAGGAUGGACUUUAAAGAAUCUUGCAAUUUGCACAUCUUGAGUUUAUCAUUUAUGUAGUGUUCCUUCAGUUUUUAAUCCAAUAAUGUUAUGGGGAAGGGAGGGGGCUGAAGAGCAUAAAUAAAUGUAGCAAUUUCUUUCUAACCUGCCUAAGCUCUAGGCUGUUUUAUAAGGUUAUGUUCCUUUCAGAGUUCAUUUUGAUCUUUAUAUCACAUCUAUCACAAAGAACCAGGACUUAGUAGGACAACUCUGAAAAUCUUCAGAUUCAUUGAAAGUUUUCCAUAAUAGACAUUUCUAUAUGUGAUCAAGUUUUUUUUUAAAAGAAACUUAUUUUAUUAUUAUUGUUAUUAUUAUUAUUAUUUUAAUAAUGACUUUUUUCCAUUUGAAAUCAAAUCUAGAUUUCAGAGUUUGGUACAAAACAGCAAAGGGUAUCAGAGUUUUCAGUCUUUCAUUCCCAGAGAUCUGGAACAUUUUGGGUUUUGAGUUUGCAUUUUUACAGUGGUUUUAAGAAACUGUAUCAAUGGUGGGGAAACCAAAUUUACAGUUUCUAUAUUUGAGUUGUAAUAACCAAAUGGAACAAAUUCUCAUCUGAAAUUUCCUCUGCCAUCUAACACAGUACUGCUAACUCCUUAUAGAAAUUUUCAGACAAUUCAAAUAUCAACCCAACCUUUGACUCUUGUUUGUUACUUGAAAUUUAGCUCACACUAGAACUAAUUCUUUUUGUACCGUUUUCUGAGGUGUACCAAAAACAUCUGAGUAAGUUUAAAAUAGCUUGAAACUUUUCUUGAAUUUUAUUAACCUCUCAGCAUGUUAGCAAAUAGCAGCGAUACUGCUUAUUUAGUGCUGUAUUUUUUAAAUGUUUCUGCUCGGAGAACUUGCUUAAUCUUCCAUAUACUCUGCUCAGGGCACUUGCCAUUCAAUGGGUUUCAUUUUUCUUCUUUUUUUUUCUUUCUUUUUAACCUUUGAUAGUAAGAGAAAUAUGGGGCCACAGUCCAGACUUAGCUUUCAUCAGCACCACUAGAGUUGGUGAUUCACACGUACUCAGAAAGACAUACACCUUUUGACAAAUCAAGAAGCAAGGACUUUCAAACUUACUGGACAUAAGGAAUUAUUCAACACUAAAAUGGGAAAACACACACCUUUUGGAGCAAUAGGAACAUAAUCCUAAUUUAUGUGCUUUCUAUUUCAGGUAUAGGAAUUACAGAAUAAUUGGUUCUUUCUCAAUGUUAUCCCAUUUGAUUCUCUUGCUUUAUUUUUUAUUUUAUUUUUAGCAUGUACAAUACUUCAUGUGCCAAUAUAGAUUCACCAGUGUGCUGGUAGCUCUCUUUCAUACUCUUUUGAUGUUUGUCACCAUUUGGUUAUUCUUCCUCUCUUUCCCCAGAACCUUCUGUAGAGAUGGGGCAGAUUCAAAAAAAUAAUUCCUUGCCACCCUCCUCCCUGCCCUUGUCACAACUCACGGGCAGAAGGAGGCUCUUCACCUUUUGGAGAAGUGUCUUAUUUGUCUUCACAUUUCAAAAACAAACAACCAACAAAACAAAAAUGCAGACUAGACCCAGGAGAAGGAAAAGAAAAAAUUAAAAAAAAAAAAAGACUUAGUUGUCGUUCCCUCAGUGACAAUAAAAAUGGUGGUAUAGAUGAAAAGGGUAAAUGGAGGGAACAGACAUUCAUGUCAUGGACUCAUCAGCAAUUUAGCCAGGAAUCAAUCCGUUUCUCAAAUGGUCUUUUGCAUGAGGAGAAUUAAAACCGGUAUCCUUGCCUGUUUACUUAUGCCUGCAGUUGUAUCUCUGGGUAAGUGCAGGUCCCAGUGUAUCCCAGGUGUUGUCCAGACACAGGUAUUGCAGCCCAUUUCAGGACUGUGCUGUUAGCUACUAGCAGUGGGAUCUAAGCCUAAGCUAUUAAGUGGCAGCUUAACAGCAGCAGCAAUACCAUCUCUUAUAGAAGAUUCUCAAGUACUGGGGA